CCACAUAUUUUUGGUUUCGGCUAGCAGCUUCCAUCAAUUUUCUUAAAAAUAGAAACAAGUAAAAGCAGUCCCGCAGAAGCGGAGACUUAGUACUUGAUUAAAGCAACAGCCUGGUGAAUGUUGUCAGAGAGAGAGAUGAAUGAAACAAGCCCUAGAAACGAUGGAGCAAUUGCCCACAUUAUCCUUUCUUCAGGAGUCCAACUAUCUCCCAGCGCCAGCGGACCGCCGUCCCCAAGCACGGAAGAGAACCAGGUUGGAGCUAAUAAUUACAAGAAAGUGGUGAGGUACAAGGAAUGCCUCAAGAACCAUGCAGCAGCCAUUGGAGGAAACGCCACAGAUGGGUGCGGAGAGUUCAUGCCAGAUGGCGAAGAAGGCUCCAUUGAGGCGCUCAAGUGCUCAGCUUGCAACUGUCAUCGGAACUUCCAUCGAAAAGAGAUAGAAUGUGACUGCCCCUUCUAUUCUUACCACUCCACGGUCCUCACCGACAGUAAUCGAAAACUCAUCUUGGGUCCUCACAAUUAUAUUUUGGGAUCACCACAAGGGUACCCUGCAACAGGUACCCUGAUUUCCUCAAGGGUAGAACCGCCUCAGCCGAUGAUAAUGUCGUACAAAGGAGGGCCAAUCCCUUCAGAAACAGAUGAGAAAGAUAAUGGAGGAGUUGCAGCAAGGUCAAGUGGAAAGGUGAGGAAAAGGUUUAGGACCAAGUUCAGCCAAGAGCAAAAAGAAAAGCUGUUCAACUUUGCAGAGAAGGCUGGAUGGAGAAUUCAAAAGCUGGAUGAGUCUGUUGUGCAGCAAUUUUGCCUAGAGAUUGGAAUCAAGAGGAGAGUCCUUAAGGUGUGGAUGCACAAUAAUAAACAAAGCUUGGCUAAGAAAGACAAUAUCUCCUCGGGUUGAAUUAAUG
Messenger RNA from Durio zibethinus, 901 nucleotides. The record is from RefSeq and is a predicted model, not a curated record. Lineage: Eukaryota; Viridiplantae; Streptophyta; Magnoliopsida; Malvales; Malvaceae.